AUGCGUACUGAAGACUUCCUCCCAGUCAACAGGUCCUGCGAACACCUGGAAUGCUACAUGGUCCUGAUCGCCGCAGAAAAGAUGGCCAUCGGUUCCAUCUGUUUCCUGGCCGGCCCCAUCACCUUGCUGGAAAACGCCCUGGUGCUGGGCUUGAUCGUGGCUACGGCUUCUUUGCGUCAGCGUCCUUCCUAUCUCUUCAUUGGCAACCUGGCGCUGGCUGACAUCUUCGCUAGCUGCUUCUUCACCACCAGCUUCCUGGAUUUCCACUUGUUCCGGCGCUGCGACGGCCCCACUGCCUACCUCUUCAAGCUGGGCGGGGUCACCAUGGCCUUCACCAAUUCAGUGGGCAGCCUGCUGCUGACUGCCUUGGACCGCUACCUGUGCAUCCACCGGCCGUCCAGCUAUAAGGUCUUGCUGACUCACCGCCGAGCCCUCCUGGGGCUACUCGCCCUCUGGAGCAGUACCGUCUUUAUCUCAUUGUUGCCGCUGAUGGGCUGGACAUGUCCCACCGGGUUGGCCUCCCCUUGCUCUCGCCUCUUCCCUUACAUCAGUCGGGGCUACCUGGCCUGCUGGACCAGUUUCAUCCUGGUACUUCUCGCGCUCAUCCUGGGGUCCUAUGUCCUCAUCUUGUGGAAGGCCCACCGCCAUGAGGCCUCCAUAAGCAUCCUCCAGGGGACGGCAGGGCCAGGCCACGCACGCAUGAGGAUGGACAUCCGGCUGGCGCGCACCUUCAGCCUGAUCCUGCUAACCCUGGUGGGGUGCUGGCUUCCGGCGCUUUCCUUCAUGCUAGCCGACGUGGCUGUGGUCCUGACGCGCACCCAGCAGAGAGCCUUCGCCUUUUGCAGCACCCUCUGCCUCCUCAACUCAGCCAUCAACCCCCUGUUGUACGCCUUGCGGUGUCGAGAGCUUAGACUCGCUCUGCUGCACCAGCUCAAGGUCCUCAGCCAGGCUGCCAGGUGUCAAAAGGCCCCCGCGGGGGAUUUGGACCCAAGACCACCGAUUAGAGGGAACUGUAGUACUGUGGAAAUGCCCAGAAACUCUCAAUUUUUCUCCGUUUCGGGAACAAUGGACAAACAGUAG
This is a messenger RNA of Syngnathoides biaculeatus (alligator pipefish), 1080 nucleotides long. RefSeq names its product cannabinoid receptor 2 (gene cnr2). The coding region runs from base 1 to 1080 and encodes 359 amino acids. The record is from RefSeq and is a predicted model, not a curated record. Gene Ontology annotation, biological process: cannabinoid signaling pathway. The transcript has a single exon. Gene Ontology annotation, cellular component: membrane. NCBI's taxonomy places the organism in Eukaryota, Metazoa, Chordata, Actinopteri, Syngnathiformes, Syngnathidae. Gene Ontology annotation, molecular function: cannabinoid receptor activity.